AUGCAGGCUCAUGCAGCAUGUGGCUGGCUGAAGUAUGAGGUUCAAAGUAUCAACUCAAGAUUCUAUUACGUACGAGGACGAAUAAGCUCUCAGAUUAAGUGCGCGAUUAUCGGCCUUCACGCCCUACACCUAUUUUUCCUCACGGCCGAACUAGAGCUCUUUAGCUUGAGCGAGACCGAGACGGACCUUGGAGACCAGGCCGUGCCUUUUCUCGGCCCAGCCGAGCCACCUCCUCCCCAAUGGACCAUCCUGGGCCUCACCCUCGUCGUCUCAAUUCUCUACGUCUUCAUUGACAUUUCCCGCUACCUCUCUUCCCUACGCCUCCUCAGCCACGGGAUCUGCCGUGAGCACUACCUGCACACAGACCCCGGAGCAAUCAAACCCGGACCCUCAGAAAUCAUCCCAGAGGAGCUAUGCACCGACCCAGCAAUUCAGCAGCGCGUCGCCCGCCUGAGCAGCUACCUCCUAGCCCUAGAUGCCUUCCUUGCAUUCCUGUUCACCAUCCCCUAUGGAUUGACGCUCAACCGUCUUAGCGAGCGGUUCCUUGCUGCCCUGAACCUGUGCGGCUCUCUCCUAACAAAUGCCUGGCUGCUGACGGUGACCUACAACUGGUCCGUCUUCCCGAUCUGGGCGGCUGUCCUGGCACCCUUGUCUAGUGUUGUUGGCGGCGGCGCCUCGAUCUUCGACUCCGUCAUCUCGGUCAUUGUUGCUAGGCGUGUUCCUGAGGCGCAGCGCUCCGUCGUUCUCGGCCUCUUCUCCGCUGCCGGGCUAGCUACGCAGAUUCUCAGCCUCGCAGCAACGACUUCGCUCUUAGAUCAUGGCCGGCUAUUCACGCCGCUUGUGCUCAACUUUCCCAUCGGCCUUGUAGCGCUGCUCGUGCUCUCGCGUAUCCGGCCAAUAUCCAACAAAGAGGACGCCGACAGGCAAGAUGAAGCAAAGGACCCGAAUCACAUUAUUCCAGCGCUGCGCCAUGAGAUCCGAGCCGCCGUGAUGGCGCUCUCUCGCCUCCUCCGUCGCCCCCGUGGACUAUCCCUCCUCAUCGCCGUCCCACUUGCAAAACUGGCUGAUCCCCUCGCGGAAGUGACACUGCUCUUCGUGCAGCGCAAGUUCAACACCGACUUCGCUCAUGCAAGCCGCCUCCUAACCUACCAAACACUCGAAGGCCUCGUCCUCCUCGCGGCCGUUCUCCCACUCACAAAGCACAUCACACAGAAUAUCUUCCAUAUCACACCGUCCUGCGUCGAUAUCUCCAUCGCCCGCGCGGGAUUCGCUCUUAGCACCCUCGGCUGUCUAUCCUUGGGUCUAGCACAGACAUGGGCGCCUUACCUCUUCGGUAAGCCUGCCACCAGCCCCUUGUCCCCCUGCCUAAUACGACCAGGUCUUUCCAUCUUAACACUGGGCUGGUGCAUACCGCCGGCCCUGAAAUCGUUGCUCACGGGCAUGAUGCCGGAGAAAGACAUUGCGGCGCUAUAUACAGCGCUCGCGCUUUGUGAUAGUGCGGGACUGGGGCUAUUCAGCGCUUAUAUGAUAUUUGCCUCGAGUGUAAAGCCUGGAGGGUAUCAGGAACACCACAUCUUGUAG
Aspergillus mulundensis is the source of this 1581-nucleotide messenger RNA. RefSeq lists its product as uncharacterized. The record is from RefSeq and is a predicted model, not a curated record. Gene Ontology annotation, molecular function: transmembrane transporter activity. The transcript has 4 exons. Gene Ontology annotation, biological process: transmembrane transport. Bases 1 to 1581 code for a protein of 526 amino acids. Gene Ontology annotation, cellular component: membrane. Lineage: Eukaryota; Fungi; Ascomycota; Eurotiomycetes; Eurotiales; Aspergillaceae.